AUGCACUUCGAAGAAGACGAUGACGAGAUCAAAGCGAGAGCAAGGGCCUAUUUUGCUGUGUCCCAGCAACGUGCGGCAGAGGCAGAAGCCACGCAUCAUGCCAUGGACUUGGUGAAGCUCAAGGAAUGGGCGAAACACUCGGAAGGCAAGUGCUCGGACCACAUGCGCGCUGUCUUGAACAGUUGGAAUCGCAGCGUGGAUGAUUUUGAGGUUGUUGCUGGCGAAUACGGCGCUGCCUUUCAUGAGCGCGUCGCUGGCUACGUGAAACAACAACGCGAAAGCAUAGCUGGCAUGGCACACCGUAUCAAGGACCCCGGAAGUCGCUCGGCGCCUUAAACAUUACGUUCGCGUAAGGUGGCUCACGCAGUGUGUGCCUGUAACAUGACUCGACGAGUGGUUUGCAGAGA
Molecule: messenger RNA, 407 nt
Organism: Aphanomyces invadans
Lineage: Eukaryota; Oomycota; Saprolegniomycetes; Saprolegniales; Verrucalvaceae
Exons: 2
Coding region: 1-336 (111 amino acids)
Source: RefSeq, a predicted model, not a curated record